AUGGCAGGUGAUGAUGAUAGAAAUUCAAUUCCAAUGGAACAUUAUGACCAACAAGAAUUACAACCACCACAACAAGAAUUACAACAACCACCACAACAACAACAACAACAACAACAAGAAUUACAACAACAACAACAACAACAACAACAAAUAUAUCCAAGUAUAAAUGAUUUAGAUUCUUCAAGAAAUAAUUCACCACAAGUACCACAUUAUGCAAGUAAGAAUUCAUUUAAUAAUAAUAAUAGUAGUAGUAAUCAAUCAUUAGAAAAAAUACAAGAAUUGGAAAGUAAAAAAGAACUUGCCUAUGAACAUUUAAGUCCAGCACCACAAUCAUCAUCGUAUGAAGAUUUAGGAUUAAAAGAUCAAGUUUUAGAGAAUGUAUUUGGUGCAACAGUACGUCAAAAGAAAGCAAGAGUACCUGAGGGAUUUAUAGUGAGUUAUACAAAAUCAGGUCAACCAUUUUUAUUAUCGGUAGAGUUACAACGUGAAACCAAUGAAGAUUUCAUGGCAGCUAAUGAACAUGCAAAAUUGAAACUACCAAUAAAUUGUGACAAUAAAGAUAUCGAGAGAGUGUAUGGCACUGGUGUUUAUUUAUACUUUAAUUUCAUUUCAUUUUGUAUUGGUGUCAAUGUAUUAUUAUUCCUAUGCGUACUCAUUAACAUGAUACCACAUUAUUACUUUGGUGCAAAGUAUGACCAUUUUAAGAAUUUCUCAAUUCAAGAUUAUCUAUUACUCUCUUUGAAUCUUCAAUCCUAUUAUCAGUCAGAGGUGAAAUUGUACUAUUUCUGGUCGACUUUUGGUUGUAUUUUACUCUCAUUUUUCAUGGGCCCCGUCUAUGCUUUCAAAAUUAAUUCAUACUUUAGAAAAUCAAAUAAAACUGAUUUCGAAGAUGGAUUCGAUGCUGAUGAUGUAAUCAUUAAAAAUGCAAAUAUACCACGUAAAGAACGUUUAGUUCGUUUUUUCAUCUCUUAUAUCAUCUUUAUUUUAUUAUUAUGUGGUUCCGCUGUACUUUGUGCUUUAGUUUUAAAAUUUGUAAAUUCUUAUAAAUUUUUUACAAAUAUUUUAACAACAUCAUUUAUUUCAGCUUGUAUUAUUAGAGUUAUAAAUGUAAUUUAUGAUCAAAUUUCAAUUUAUUUAACAAUGUUUGAAAAACAUCCAACUUGGACAAAAUUUAAAAUUCAAAAUACUUUAAAAUUAUUUGUUUUUAAAAUUGUAAAUGUUAUUAUUUUAUAUAUUCUUAGAGAUAGAAUAUUUGAAAAUAUUACUCAUCAAUCAAUUUUAGAAGGUUGUCCAUUUGUUGACGUUGGUUCUCAAUUUUUAUUUAUUUUAGUUUUAGAUUUAACUUUAUCAAAUCUUUGGGAAAUUAUUUAUAGUGUUUCAAUGGCAUAUAUUGGAAGAAGAAGAGAAAAGAGUGGUAAAAAAUCAACAGAAUCUUAUAAACCUGAAUUUGAAAUUUCUGAAGAAUAUUUGGAGAUUUUGUAUAGACAAUUUAUUGUAUAUUUAGGUUUACCAAUUUAUCCAAUUGUAACUUUAUUUGGUGUUGUUUGUAAUAUUGUUGAAUAUUAUGUUGAUAGAUUCAGAUUAAUUAGAAUUUGUAAAAAACCACAUAGAAUGCAAGGUUCUAUGAAAAAGUUUUUAUCAUUUUAUUUAUUAUUCAUCUCUUUAAUUAGUGUUGCUAGUUAUCCGUAUGGUUCAGGUUGGGUUUUAAUUCAAAUUGGUUUUAAAACUGGAAAUUUAAAUACUAAUUGUGGUUAUUUAUUCGAUGGUGAUAUUCCAGUUUCUGAUUCUUCAUCUUCAAGUACUGGAAAUGGAAUUGGUAUUAAAAUCUAA
Molecule: messenger RNA, 1830 nt
Organism: Dictyostelium discoideum AX4
Lineage: Eukaryota; Evosea; Eumycetozoa; Dictyosteliales; Dictyosteliaceae
Product: DUF590 family protein
Exons: 3
Coding region: 1-1830 (609 amino acids)
Biological process (GO): plasma membrane phospholipid scrambling
Cellular component (GO): membrane
Source: RefSeq, a predicted model, not a curated record